Molecule: messenger RNA, 1874 nt
Organism: Myotis brandtii (Brandt's bat)
Lineage: Eukaryota; Metazoa; Chordata; Mammalia; Chiroptera; Vespertilionidae
Gene: ACSM3
Product: acyl-CoA synthetase medium-chain family member 3
Exons: 13
Biological process (GO): fatty acid biosynthetic process; acyl-CoA metabolic process
Cellular component (GO): mitochondrial matrix
Molecular function (GO): fatty acid ligase activity; fatty-acyl-CoA synthase activity
Source: RefSeq, a predicted model, not a curated record
AGCUCCGGUGCUAAAAGGUCCAACCAAACUGAUGCUGUCUCUUGUCACAAUGGAGAUAUUGCUUCGUUCCAAGUGUUGUCAGCGCGCAACAGUUCCUGGUCUUGUUAGAGUGUUGCAUUAAGAUUAUAGAACAGUGACUCCUCAGAAUUUCUCCAACUAUGAGUCCAUGAAAAAGGACUUCAAACUGGAGAUUCCAGAGUAUUUCAACUUUGCUAAAGACGUCUUGGACCAGUGGACCAACAUGGAAAAGUCCACUGUGACAGUUUUUGGAAACAAAAUGAUUGCGUUCACAAAUGCUGCCCUUCCUUCUAAACAUUGUUUCUUUUGUGCUCCUUUAGGUGCAGUUUUCAUUCCAGGGACCACUCAGCUGACCCAGAACGACAUCCUCUACAGACUGCAGUCUUCAAAAGCCAAGUGCAUUGUCACCCAUGAUGCUGUCGCCCCAGCAGUAGAUGCGGUGGCAUCUCAGUGUGAAAACCUGCGCUCCAAGCUCAUUGUGUCUCAGAACCCCCGAGAGGGGUGGGGGGACCUCAAGGAGAUGAUGAAGCGUGCCACUGACAACCACACGUGUGUGGAGACAAGACACGAUGAGACCAUGGCCAUUUACUUCACCAGCGGCACGAGCGGAUCUCCCAAAAUGACUGCACACACCCACAGCAGUUACGGUUUAGGAUUGUCUGUAAACGGAAGGUUCUGGCUGGAUUUGACACCGUUGGACGUGAUGUGGAACACCUCCGACACAGGCUGGGCCAAGUCUGCAUGGAGCAGCGUGUUUUCGCCAUGGAUCCAGGGAGCGUGUGUAUUUGCACAUCAUUUGCCGCAGUUUGAGCCAACUUCCAUCUUGCAAACGCUCUCCAAGUUUCCCAUCACAGUCUUCUGUUCAGUGCCAACUGUAUACCGAAUGCUUGUGCAAAAUGAUGUGACCAGCUUUAAGUUCAAAAGCUUAAAGCACUGUGUGAGUGCAGGGGAACCCAUCAGCCCUGAAGUGACUGAGCAGUGGAGAAGCAGGACAGGGCUGGAGAUCUACGAAGGAUAUGGACAGACUGAGACGGUGCUGAUCUGUGGACAUUUUAAGGGAAUGAAAAUUAAGCCUGGCUCAAUGGGAAAGCCUUCGCCUGCCUUUGACGUUAAGAUUUUAGAUGCAAAUGGCAAUGUUCUACCUCCUGGACAAGAAGGAGACAUUGGCUUUCAAGUUGUACCUAAGCGACCACUUGGCCUUUUCACUCAUUACGUAGAUAAUCCUACAAAAACAGCUUCAACUCUCCGAGGCAACAACUACAUCACUGGGGACAGAGGCUAUAUGGAUGAAGAUGGAUAUUUCUGGUUUGUUGGGAGAUCGGAUGAUGUCAUAUUAUCCUCCGGUUACCGAAUUGGGCCGUUUGAGGUGGAGAGUGCCCUGGCGGAGCAUCCUGCGGUGGCGGAGUCGGCUGCUGUCAGCAGCCCGGACCCCAUCAGAGGAGAAGUAGUAAAGGCUUUUAUUGUUCUGAACCCCAAUUACAAGUCACACGGCCAAGAACAACUGAAAAAAGAGAUUCAGGAACAUGUAAAAAAAACUACAGCACCUUACAAAUACCCCAGAAAGGUAGAAUUUGUUCAAGAGCUGCCAAAGACUAUCAGUGGGAAGAUAAAAAGAGAUGAACUGAGGAAGAAAGAAUGGGAAUCUAUUUAAAUCCAUUCUAUUAAUUAUCACAGCACCCAUAAAACAAAGACUGUAAAAACCACCAGAUUAUGAAGAGGUGAUAAAAAUAUGAUGCUUAUAAACUACUGAUUUUAAAUACCUUGUGGUUAUAACAUAAGAGGCUGAACUUUGAAAUAAAAAAGUAAAUUCCUGCCCUAGCCAGUUUGGCUAAGUGGACAGAGCGUCGGCCUGCGGA